CCCUUUAUUAGUGACGGGAAACGCAUCGCAUUUCACUCAGAUCUAAAAUGUCUCCGAUAAAGGACUUGAAUGUGAUUUACAUAGCGACCAACGAAGAUAAUACUUUCUCUCCGGGAGAUAUUAUUGUAGGCGCAGUGAUUUUCAGACUGACAAAAGACGUCAAAGUCAAGAGCGUUUCUCUGAAAGCCAAAGGAGACGCUGUGGCACAGUGGUCAGAGGGCAACACAAAAUACAUUUCACGAUGGAGAUAUUUCAAAGUGAAGAGCUAUAUAGUUGAAAAAAAUCCUCAAGGCACUGUACUUCCCCAAGGGGUCAACAGUUUAUUCUUCGCAUUUAAACUUCCAGACUGUGACAUGCCUUCAUCCUUCCAGAGUAAAAAUGGAAGCAUUUCCUACAUGUUGGAAGCAAAGAUAUCUAGGAGCUGGCAUUGGUCCUCUGAUGCACAAAAAGAGAUCAAGUUUAUGUCCAAGUCUAUUCCAUACACUGCCCAAAUGAUGUGUCCGCAAUCUGGUUCUGUGAGUAAAAACAUGGGUGGUCUCUCCAAGGGACAGGUCCAAAUGUCUGCUACUAUUAAUAGAGGGGUUUGUUCUCCAGGAGAAACUUUAUCUCUUGUUGCCAAAAUACGCAACUCAUCUUCCAAGGAAAUGAGGCCCAAAUUCAAACUUCAACAGAAAAUAGUGUACAGCUGCAAGGAACAUACUAAUCCUACCUUCAAGACUCUCUGCAAAAUGGUCGGGGACAUCAUCAGUCCAAACUCAGAGCAAACUGUGUCCUGCAAAAUGAAGAUUCCUGGUGAUGUUGCCCCCACGCUCCAGAACUGUGAUGUUAUCUCAGUUGAAUAUUAUGUCACGGUGUAUCUGGACAUUAGUUUUGCCUUUGACCCAGAAGUGACAUUUCCACUGGUCAUCCUUCCCUCCAGACUUGCUCCCAUUUGGCCUGAUGAGGCUGUAGGACAAUCUGUGGGGGAGGCUGGGGCAGCCAAAGCCACAAGUUAUAACAACUCGUCUUCUCCUGCUUUGCCCAUUGGAUUUGAUCCUGUACCUACAGGGUCAGGCGCUUGUCAAUCCCCCACCCCCAAUCCCCCUCAGGAUCAUGACAUAAAAAGUGGCAAUUAUAACCAGUUGCCUCAAGGUGCCACUUCACUGGGAAUCCCAGCUUCAGCUUCCACAGUGAAUUCAGUGCAGCAACCAGGUAUUCUGCAAGGAGAACCAUCUCCAUUAUUUACUUCCAUUUACCAGCAUCAGAAUUAGUGACUGUGGAAGCCAAACUGGAUUAAGUGAAUAAGCUAAAAAUUAACAAUGAGUGCCACGUACAUGUUAAACAGGGUAGUGAAAGUUCUGAAAAUCAGAAGUGAGACACAAAAGUUUGUUACCGCCUGUGUGUGGCUUUGCUGGGUGCUGAAACUAGAGCACAAAGCAAUUCAAAUUCAUGUGCAAAAGUGAUGUUUUUUCCUGUGGAAUGUUUUGUCAGACAGAUCCCUGCAAAAGUGAUCAGUAGGUAUGAGUGCUCUUGUUUAUAGCUAAGCUGCAGUGGUCAAUCACCUCUGAUAAAGCAUAUGUAUGUAUAUGUAUUUUUAUUUCAUUCAUUUAUUAUAUUUUUUUUUCUUCUGUUACAAAUGUAUCCCAAAGGUUUUAUACUUUUUUUUAAAAGAAAAAAGCUUUUAUAAUCAUCAUUGUAAACUUUGCUUCUUUUUUAAUCAUGUUGUUUAUCUAUUUUUUUAUUUUAAAACUUGAUUUUUGGAAACCUGGAAUGUAAAUAUAUUUGUCUGGAAAGUGCUUUUGGUUGACUCCUGUUGUAAAUGACCUAAAUACAUAAAAUUGACUUUCUGUAUA
This is a messenger RNA of Oreochromis aureus, 1832 nucleotides long. Its product is annotated as arrestin domain-containing protein 3-like. The record is from RefSeq and is a predicted model, not a curated record. The transcript has 6 exons. Bases 48 to 1250 code for a protein of 400 amino acids. Gene Ontology annotation, cellular component: cytoplasm; plasma membrane. Lineage: Eukaryota; Metazoa; Chordata; Actinopteri; Cichliformes; Cichlidae. Gene Ontology annotation, biological process: protein transport.